Mangifera indica (mango) is the source of this 4357-nucleotide messenger RNA. RefSeq names its product histidine kinase 1-like. Lineage: Eukaryota; Viridiplantae; Streptophyta; Magnoliopsida; Sapindales; Anacardiaceae. Gene Ontology annotation, biological process: phosphorylation; phosphorelay signal transduction system. The transcript has 13 exons. The record is from RefSeq and is a predicted model, not a curated record. The coding region runs from base 222 to 4067 and encodes 1281 amino acids. Gene Ontology annotation, molecular function: phosphorelay sensor kinase activity.
CCUUUGAAAAUAUAUUUGCAUGAAGUGAAGAUGAGAUUUUGUCUUCCACACACCCCCCUCCACCUUCUUAUUUAAACAUCCCCACCACUCUCAUUACUCUUUACACCUUCACCUUCACCCUCAUCCUCCUCCUCCUUUCGCUUUCAAGUUCUCAUUCCAAAGGUAUUUCCUUUUUUGAAGAAAACAAAAAAAUCUGAAACCUUUCUACUACUGUCACCAAAAUGCCUGAAAAAGCUUUGGAGAUCCAGCAAAUUACAACUGCUACCGCUACAACACCCACUUCUGACACUUCUACAGCAUGGUCCACAUCUCCAAACUUACCUAUGGCCUUUAAUAUCCCUCCUUCGCCUCCACCACCCCGUCGAAAAUCAGCAACUCUAGAUUCAACACCAAUGGGAACUCGUCGUAUAAGAAUUCUUCAGAGACUCACGGGUUUCACUAGCUCUUUGAAGUGGAGAAGGAAGAGGGUACCACGUGGGCGUAGGAUGUGUCCUUCUGAUCAACAGGAUGACUUCCAGCAAACAGGCACUCGCUGUCUCUCCUCUUACUACAGUGUGUUUGUCGUUCGCCUUGCUAUCAUGAUUAUGCUGGCCAUUUUAAUCGGCAUGUUAACUGUUCUGACAUGGCAUUUCACUAAAGUUUACACUACCAAAUCUCUCGACACUUUAGCUUAUGGCCUCCGUUAUGAGCUUCUCCAGCGUCCCAUUUUGCGUAUGUGGAACAUUUUAAACUCCACAUACGAAAUUACCUCAGCGCAAGUCAAGCUUUCUGAGUAUGUCUUGAGAAAAUACAACCCCACGACUCAGGCGAAUCCGACGUCUCAGGCACAGCUUGUUGAGCUCUAUGAAACCAUGAAGGCUGUAACAUGGUCACUGUUUCAAAGCCGCAAAGCACUCAAUGCAAUAACCAUAAAAUACAGAAAUGGCUUUGUUCAGGCUUUUCAUAGAGAUCACAGGAGUAACAAAACAUUCUACAUUUACUCUGAUCUCUCAAACUAUUCAAUCAUUGCUAGUGCGGCAAUUGAUCCCAACACGUACUCAAGUCAAGGUUGGAAUGAUCAAUCUAUAAAAGGUAAUGUUUCUGCCAUUUGGUAUCGUGAGCCACUUGAUCCAAACACUGGGGAAAAGAUUGGGAAAGCAAGGCCUAUUCCUCCGUACGAUCUUAUCAACAUUGCAGGCCUUUCAUUCGUGCCUGAUGGAGCGGCCUCAUGGCAUGUUGCGGUUAGCAAGUUCACUGAUUCGCCGCUGCUUUCAGCAGCACUACCAGUUUUUGGCCCUUCCAAUCAGAGUAUUGUGGCUGUUGUGGGUGUCACCACAGCACUUUCCAGUGUAGGCCAGCUUAUGAAAGAGCUGGUAGAAGUGCACAGUGGGCACAUAUAUUUAACUUCCCAGGAGGGUUACUUGAUAGCCACGUCAACUAAUGCUCCAUUGUUAUCAAACGCAUCAAUGAGGCCGGAGCUUGUGAUGGCUGUUGAUUCUCAAGACGAUGUGAUACGAACAGGAGCAAGGUGGCUGCAGAGCAAAUAUGGAAAUAAGUUUCCUCCUGGCCAUGUUGUCCACGUUGAGCAUGCUAAAUUGGGCAAGGGGGAUUACUAUAUAGACUCCUUCUUUCUGAACCUAAAGAGACUGCCCAUUGUGGGUGUCAUCAUUAUACCUCGUGAAUACAUAAUGGGAAAGGCUGAUCAGAGAGCCUUCAAAACUCUGAUUAUUUUGAUAUCUGCAUCAGUAUGUAUUCUCUUCAUAGGAUGUUUAUGCAUUUUGAUAUUGACAAACGGAGUCUCCAAGGAGAUGAAGUUACGUGCCGAAUUAAUCAGUCAUUUGGAUGCCAGAAGAAGGGCUGAGGCCUCCAACAACUAUAAAAGCCAGUUCCUGGCAAACAUGAGUCAUGAACUUAGAACGCCAAUGGCAGCCAUUAUUGGCCUUUUGGACAUCGUGAUAACAGAUUCCAGCCUUGCCAGUGAACACUAUGCUUCUUUGAGUCAAAUAAGGAAAUGCUCCUUAGCUUUACUGAGGCUGCUGAACAACAUAUUGGACUUGAGCAAGGUGGAAGCUGGAAAGCUGGUUUUGGAAGAGGCAGACUUCAACUUGGGCCAGGAACUGGAAGGAAUUGUUGACAUGCACUCUGUCCAGUGUAUAAACCAGGAUGUGGAGUUAGUUUUAGAUCUCUCUGAUGAUAUGCCAGAGACAUUUAGAGGGGACUCUGCUAGACUUGUUCAGAUAUUUUCAAAUCUUAUUAGCAACUCUAUCAAGUUCACAAAAUCUGGUCAUGUUAUUGUCCGCGGAUGGUGUGAGAACUGGAAUUCUUUUGAAGAUAAUGGGAAGUCUCUGCUUGAGCAGAAGAAAUCAUGGUGUGCUCUAAGGUCAAAGUUCAAACAACAGGCUAAUCAAGUAAAGAAAACCUGUAAAAAGGAAAACAAGAUGAUUCUUUGGUUCGAAAUUGAAGACACAGGCUGUGGAAUUGAUCCAGCCAAAUGGGAAACUGUAUUUGAAUGUUUUGAACAAGCUGAUGCCUCAACCACUCGAAAGCAUGGUGGAACAGGUCUUGGGCUAAGCAUUGUGCGAACACUGGUGACCAAGAUGGGUGGGGAAGUAAAAGUUGUUAAGAAAGACACUCCAGGAACUUUAAUGCGAUUAUACUUGCUUCUCAACACACCAUCAGAUGGCUGUGAGCAGAGCUGCCAAGUUGACUUUUCGAAACCUACUGUGGUGGUGCUUGCUUUAGGCAGUAGUGUGGGAAGAGGGAUAACGUCGCAGUGGCUGCGCAGAAACAAAGUGUCCACCAUAGAAGCAAGUGACUGGAAGCAGCUGACACUGAUUCUUCCGGAACUCUUUUACCCCUCCAAUGAGAGCAAUGGCUCGGGGGAACAGCCAUCAUUAAUUCAACCAUUGAAAGAGCGGCAGCCUUCACUAAGUCAAGCAGUGAAAGAGGAAUUGUUGAACAUAAAAGACAAGAAGGAUCAAGUUUUCAUCAUUGUGGUUGAUAUAGGGCUUCUUGAUUUCAAGGCAGGUAUAUGGUUGAGUCAACUUGACUACCUGGAUCAAUUCACAGGCAGAGCAAAGUUCGCCUGGACGCUAAGCCAUAACAGCUCCAGUAUGGUGAAGGCAGAGCUUAGAAGGAGGGGGCAUGUAAUUGUAGUUAACAAACCACUUUACAAGACAAAGAUGAUCCAAAUAUUGGAAGCUGCUCUACAGGGGAGGACUCUGGAGAUAGAGAUUUGUUCAAAUGAGGAUGGAGCUUCAAAAAGUAAAGCUCUCGUCGAUUGCGACAUUGCAGAAGCUUUAGUCCCUUUGAGUCUGGGAGAUAAAAUAGAAACACUCAUUAAUCCCAGAUCAACACAAUACCAGGCAUUCAUGAACAAUCAUAUUGGGUUCACUGAUCGAAAUCCUGAACAAAGUAAUUCAAGCACAGAUCCAGAAAAUAAAUCUCAGAGCAACCCAGAUUUACCUUACAGUGGACUUGAGAGUGGAAAGAGCAAGUUAAAGGCCAAGGAAAUAGCUUCCACUUCCGAAGAAAGUCAAACUGGAAGUUCAAAAUCCAAGAAGCAAAAGCUGGUCAGCAGUCCUUCCAAAGAGAAAGGCAAUUCAUCAUCAAGCGGAUCUGAUGAAGAAAAACUUCGUGAUUUGCAUAUACUAGUUGUGGAAGACACAUUGCUCCUCCAGAUGGUAGCAGUUAAAAUUUUGAAAAAGGCAGGCGCAACAGUUAACGCUGUGUCAGAUGGAUUGCAGGCAGUGGAAGCCAUGACAAGCAUGAUUAACUCACUGGUGAGAAGGUAUGAAGCUCUGAAGAAAGGAUUAGAACCAGAGCCAUUAAAGCAUCCUCCAUAUGAUUUAAUUCUAAUGGAUUGCCAGAUGCCAGUGAUGGAUGGAUAUGAAGCUACGAAAGAAAUAAGGAAAAUGGAAGAAGGAACUGGCAUGCACAUCCAAAUUAUUGCUCAAACAGCCCAUGCAAUGUCGACAGACAGAGACAAAUGCUUGGAAGUGGGGAUGGAUGGGUACCUAACAAAGCCACUUCAGGAGAAGAUGAUGAUUGAGACCAUCACGAAGCAUCUGGGCAUUAGCACUGAUUAAGUGCUGAUGGCAAUCAGUGCUAACAGCCAUGGGAAGCAAAAGCUAACAAGUAACAAGACAAAGAAGAAGAAUAAGACCACCACCAUAUGUAUCUUAACCAAUAGUAACUGGAAAAAAUAAACUUUUGGUAGUGUUUCAGGACUAUGCAUGUUGAAAUGCAAUUUACACUUGAGUUUAACUUCCCUUUCAAUUUCAGGUACUGUUGAAAUUGUACUUAGUUUGGUUGUAAGGUUCCAGCGAGUACCAUGAACUUAUGCUUGUGAUUUCAACAUGAAUUUCGUUUGCGUUCA